Messenger RNA from Oncorhynchus nerka (sockeye salmon), 3991 nucleotides. Its product is annotated as pre-B-cell leukemia transcription factor 3-like. Gene Ontology annotation, cellular component: nucleus. Gene Ontology annotation, biological process: embryonic organ development; animal organ morphogenesis; brain development. NCBI's taxonomy places the organism in Eukaryota, Metazoa, Chordata, Actinopteri, Salmoniformes, Salmonidae. Gene Ontology annotation, molecular function: DNA-binding transcription factor activity, RNA polymerase II-specific; RNA polymerase II cis-regulatory region sequence-specific DNA binding. The coding region runs from base 747 to 2159 and encodes 470 amino acids. The transcript has 11 exons. The record is from RefSeq and is a predicted model, not a curated record.
CGUCCUCCCAAUCGCUCAGCACACCACCAAAAACCGUUAACUAACCUAAGACUGACGUGAUUUUGACAGGAGUAGACCUACAGGAAUUUACGCAUUGCUAUUUGUUGCGCAAUCAUACCAUUUCUUUGUCAAAUUUUUAACUUUUAAAAGUGGCCUACUCUUCGCUAUUUUUCUAGCAUGUUAUUACCCUUAUUUUAGCAUCGGGGAAUCCACUGCAACUUUUGAGAAAAGCAAGUGGUGCCUUGUGACAUUGUUAUUUUCGCUGUAGCACAUUGUGUUGGGUUGCAAGUUGCGCUUGGAUUGCUGCUUCUAUGGAAUCUUGGAAGUUCGUAUCAAGACCAGAACAACGAGGAUGCCAAGAGGAUACGCAGGGAGAAUCGGUUGAAGACAACAUUCAGACUGAAAACAGCACGGACCUUUUGCAUGAAUAGGCUACCUGCAAGACACACCUCUAUUGCCUAGGCUACUCAGAUUAAUUAGUGUUAGAUAAUGAAUAUCAUAUUGAUUUUAGACUGAAACAUAAUUUUCAUUACAUGCUGUGAAUUGAAGAAAACUAUCAGAGAAGAUUUUUUAUAUAGUCGAGUACCGUUCUCGGUAACCUAUAAUUUACAAUUUUCUGUAACAGAUCGCGUUCAAUUUUCAAUGUGCCAUCAGCCGGACAAUAUUGCUCCUGUAUGUGAUUGAAACAUAUACAAUCUUCUCUUUUUGCCUCGCUGAAAAGCGCAUAUUGAUUGUGUUGCGGCAUCAUGAUGGAGGAACAAGCCCGGAUAAUGCAGGCGCUCAGCGGCGUGACUCUGGCUGGCCAUUCGGUACAAGGAGGCAUGGGACUACCGCCGCCCCACGGACACGAGGGGACCGAUGGGGACGGAAGAAAACAAGAUAUUGGGGACAUUCUUCAUCAAAUAAUGACAAUUACCGACCAAAGUCUGGACGAGGCGCAAGCAAAGAAACAUGGAUUGAACUGUCACAGAAUGAAACCCGCGCUCUUCAGCGUUCUCUGCGAAAUCAAAGAGAAAACAGGUCUCAGUAUCCGGGGUGCUCAGGAGCAGGAUCCUCCGGACCCCCAGCUCAUGAGGCUGGACAACAUGCUGCUGGCUGAGGGCGUGUCCGGGCCAGAGAAAGGUGGUGGAUCUGCGGCCGCCGCGGCAGCAGCCGCUGCAGCAGGGGGCGGAGCCGAGAACUCCAUUGAACACUCGGACUACAGGGCCAAGCUGACGCAAAUCAGACAGAUUUACCACACAGAGCUGGAGAAAUAUGAGCAGGCGUGUAAUGAGUUCACCACCCACGUGAUGAACCUGCUGAGGGAGCAGAGUCGCACUCGGCCCAUCUCUCCCAAGGAGAUCGAGCGCAUGGUGGGGAUCAUCCACCGUAAGUUCAGCUCCAUCCAGAUGCAGCUCAAACAGAGCACCUGUGAGGCAGUCAUGAUCCUACGCUCCAGGUUCCUCGACGCCAGACGGAAAAGGCGGAACUUCAGCAAGCAGGCCACGGAGAUCCUGAACGAGUACUUCUACUCACACCUCAGCAACCCUUACCCGAGCGAGGAGGCCAAGGAGGAACUAGCAAAAAAGUGCAGCAUCACUGUGUCCCAGGGUGUGGGAACCACCAUCACAGUGUCACAGGUGUCCAAUUGGUUCGGCAACAAGAGGAUCCGGUACAAGAAGAACAUCGGCAAGUUCCAGGAGGAGGCUAACCUCUAUGCAGCCAAGACAGCGGUGACAGCAACCCACGCUGUGGCAGCAGCCAUCCACAACAGCCAGGCCAACUCACCCACCACGCCCAACUCUGGCUUCCAGAUGAAAGAUGAGGAAUUUCAACUGGACUCUGCCGAGAGCAAAAACUCCCUUUUAACCAACAUGUUCACCGCCGGUUCCUCUGCCUCUUUUAGCCUCCCUAACUCUGGGGACAUGUUCAUGAGCAUGCAGAGUCUGAAUGGGGCCUCUUACCAGGGGGCUCAAGUCGGAGCUAAUGUGCAGUCACAGGGGGAUACCAUACGCCAUGCUAUCAGUCAGACGGUCGGAUACAAUGAUGGGCUACGGCACCCCAUGUACAGUCCUCACAGUCUAAAUGGUAACGGGGGAUGGCACGGUGCACCUACUCCCUCCUCAGUGACGUCCCCAAACGAAGGGCCAGGCAGUGUGCACUCUGAUACCUCAAACUGACCACCUCACUGAUCGUCUCUUUUCCGCCUAAUAUGCUACCGUGCCCUCGACCAAUGUGACUGAACCAAACAGAACCAAUCACCUCCCUCGACUGAGUCUAACCCCUCCCCCUUCACUCCAGACAAUGUCGGCCAUUUUGUAAAAUCCCAUCCAAUAACCUUCACAGUCAAGACUGAUAUGAUUGGAUACAGCUUUUAGCAACAUUUUUCUGAAUAUAAAUAUAUAUUAACUGACAGACUGACGAGUUGGGGUUCUGAAUGGGAAGUCUAGAGAAGAUAACAGUAGAUUUAUUCAAGUAAAAACUGAAGACCGUGCAUCUCUCUCAACCCUCCAGAUCUACUCUUUUGACCCCUUUUUGUUCUCUAUUUGGCCAACUAAGACUGAAGGCAACAUACAUGUAGUCCAAUGGAUUUUCUUCUGCCAGUAUCCCUAUACAACUGUUGUGGGGACAGCGGAAUCCUUUGAAGUUGCAGGUGCCCAACUGACGGAAGGUUAGCUUGCUGCAAUGCUUCAAUGGACUUAGGAUGGCUGCACCUCUAGUGGGCUCUUUUGUUUUUCUGAUACUAACAUCCCGGAUUUAACAUUGUUUUGGGGAUUGACACGAUGAAGGACAUUUAAAAACGGCAGCUUUUUUUUGUUGUUGUCUUGCUCUUAUUCUCCAACAUGAGUCCUCUUGCUGAACAUGAAUUUCUACACCUUUUAUUGGACACUGUGCAUUCUGUUUCGAAUGGAUAUAAUUCAGUCGUUUGAUAGUAUUCACUCCGAUACUGUCCCAAAUUCAUAUUUAUAUGAUCAUGUGUCACCAUAUCUAUACAAAUGACAUGUACUAAUAGUAAUACCAUUUGAGGAGUUCCCCGAGAAUUGUGUGUCAAAACAGAGCUGUAAUGAUUUACCUCAUGAAAAUGACGUCACCAUUUCAAACAGAUUUUUAGUAACUUAGAGUGCUACCUCUUCUUAACCUCAUCACUAGCAUCUGACUAUUCUAAAUCUCCAUUUUACGUUUGUUUUACAUGUCUUGUAAUUAUCUCUUGUACUUUUGAUCUUGUUGGGUGGGGUGGGGGGGAUUGCUGCAUUAUUGCAACUUUACUAAAUGCCAGAUUAACGCUUAGCAGUAGUGUUUAGUUAAAGAACAAAAGGUACAUUUGAGCCAUUCAACCAAACUAGGAGGCCGCUACGGUACUAGCUUCCCAAAGAGCUAGUCACGUGAUGCAUUUUAUGGGAGUGUAUUAAUUGAACAUGAUCCAUAAAUGUCAGUGGUGGAAUUUACUAGAAGCCUGUAUGGAUGUGAAAGGUGACGUAUCUCCCCCCACCCACCCAACCCCCAUUUCCACUUGUGGGAAUACAGGCUGUGGGGGUACAAAGACACAUGUACGGUCAUACACACCUCACAGUAUUCCCACAAGGGGAAAUAAGCCACUUUCUAUUUUUUUUUUACAUGUAAGAAACAUGUAUGUUCGCCACCAAACAGUGAAACUGUUGUAAAUACCCGAAGAACAUUUUGAAUGUUGCUGAUUUUGUUACUUAUCAUCCUUUAAAUAUAUGAAUGAAAAGACAUAGAGGUCUCAGUUCCCAAAUCUGUGUAUUUCAGACUCUGUUUCACAGCUAUGUUUUUCUUGCUUCACCUCUUUUUCUUUUGUAUCAUGGCCAUUUUGAAACUGAAUGAAGUCCUGAUAAAAAAAAAAAAAUCUUUAAAAAAUAUUUGUGGCAGUGGUCCUAAUGUAUUAAAUAUGUUUAAUUUGUAACCGCACUCCGUGGAGGAUUCGGACCCCAAAACGAGUCCUCUGUGCUAGUUUGUGUAGUUUCAAACACAAAAAAAUAAACUUUUGCUUUAA